Phyllotreta striolata is the source of this 420-nucleotide messenger RNA. The record is from the annotation of a GenBank genome assembly. NCBI's taxonomy places the organism in Eukaryota, Metazoa, Arthropoda, Insecta, Coleoptera, Chrysomelidae.
AUGGCUGUUUGCGCAGCAAUUAUUGGAAAAGACAAUUCAUCGAAAUUUUUCGUUACUUUGAAUCCUGAUGAAGAAUUACACUUUCAGUAUAAGGUUCUUUCCUCCCUAGAUAUUAUUGAAGAUAAAUUAGCUACUGGGACUAAAGGAGGAGCGGACACUAAGGAAUUAUAUCUUGGAAUGCUGCUUUCUUUAGAAACAUACAAAAUCUACGGAUAUGUUACAAAUACGAAAAUUAAAUUCGUAAUAGUAGUAGAUUCUACUAACGUGGUGUUGAGAGAUAAUGAAAUAAGAUCGAUGUUCAGAAAAAUACAUUCCGAAUUUGCAGACAUAGUGAGCAAUCCAUUUUACAUCCCCGGAGAACCAAUUAUCUCCAAAAAUUUUACAACAAGCAUGAAAAAUAUAAUGACCGGCACUGUUUAA